Polyodon spathula (Mississippi paddlefish) is the source of this 3542-nucleotide messenger RNA. It is a transcript of the gene fbxo15, whose product is annotated as F-box protein 15. The coding region runs from base 113 to 1672 and encodes 519 amino acids. The transcript has 11 exons. Lineage: Eukaryota; Metazoa; Chordata; Actinopteri; Acipenseriformes; Polyodontidae. The record is from RefSeq and is a predicted model, not a curated record. Gene Ontology annotation, molecular function: protein binding.
CAGUACAGCAGGCAGCGUUCAGCACUACAGCCUGUAGUUUAGAUUAACUGCGUACAAAACACUAGGAAUUUCGCUGCGCUGAUUUGCAAAGACAGCGCGUGUCCUGGUUACCAUGGCUGCAGGUCGCGGAAAGCUCUUCCGGAAUUACAGGAUUGGCUUGGAAAAGACGCAGAGUUGUAGAAAGCAAUCUGUUGAUACGUGCAGCCGGGCUCUCAACAAGGAAGACAUGCCUUUACAAAGCUCUACUAAGGGAUCAGAAACAACUAAAAGGCAUCUAAUGUCCAAAAUGCCGAAUUCACGGCAAAAAUCUACACCCAUUCAAUAUAGGAUAUCUAUUGAACGAACAUUGAGGAAGUCCGAAAAUCUAAUUGGGAGCCUGCCAACUGAGCUCCUGUUGAAGAUUUUAUCCUAUUUAGAUGCUUCAUCCCUGCUGUGUGUUGCCUGUGUUAACAACCAGUUUCAUGAACUGGCUAAUAGCAAUACUCUGUGGUACAAUGUGUACUUAACUGAAACCGUUGUGGGCAAAAUAUGGAAAGCCAAAGUAGUUGAUGAUACUGCUAAAGGCAUGCGUGCUACAUCAAUACAAGAAAAGCCAGAUGGGUACUGGAGAAGAGAGUACUUCAGGAAAAUAGUAUGGAAAGGCAAGAAGAGAUGGAAGGACCAACUGAAGACCAUCAGCCCUUUUACAGGCUUACCAAGCAACACUGAGAAAGUGUUAAGGGGACUCCAGGUAGCAUGGGAGAUCACUGUAACUGAUCGAAAAGGUAUCGACACUACAAUUGAACAGUCUAACGCCUGUUUUUCUGACACAGCUCUAACUGUAUAUUGGAACAGUACAAAUUGGCCAUGUUUCAAAAAGAUAAAAAUGCUGCAGAUACAUGGAGUAGUACGAGCUCCAGUUGAUUGUCCUACACCAAACAGGCCUGGUUGGCGAUCACUGCUUGUAAAGUAUGAUUUAAGUGGCAGUGAACCCCCUACAAUCCUUGGCUCUGACAAGCUUGUAAAGUUGCUGCACUUACAUCCAGGACUUGUUGUGGGGAUUUGGCGAGGACAAUGGUCAGUAGCUUUCAUUAUAGCAAGCCUUCAUUUUCACAAGCUGGUUGAAAGAAGUAUCCUUGGAUCAUCAGUCUGCCCCUAUGCUGUACCAACUGACAAACCUCUGAUGGAUGACAUUGACCCUGAGUAUGGUCUCCAUGGAUACAAACUUCACAUUUCCCUUCAUAAUGCAGGGAAUAUCUUCAUGUCUGGACAAUUUGCUCAGUUGUUUUGCAAGAAAGAGUAUAUCCGCAAUGAGUCGGUACGACUGAUGGUAAUCAGCAGGCAUGACAUGUCGCAGCAUAUACCUAUCUCUGGAAAAAUUGGCACAGCCUGGAAUGCUGACAUUUUAAGAGGAGUUGUAGAGAGCUGUUGUAUGAUGAGUUUGACAGUUUUGGAUGAGGUCCAGAAUCCAUUCUGGUGUGUCAGCACACCUGUAAGCAUGCAGUUGUCUACAGAAGCAUCCACAUCUUAUGACUACAUGGGGGAGAAUUACCAUAUCAAAUAUAAUGAUUCAGAAGGCUGUGUUUUCAUGGAACUUGUGUGGUUAGAGGAGCAUGAGCAGUUCUUUCUUACCAGUCUUGUGCUGUAUAUUACCACAGAAAAGGUGAAUAAGCACUUUAGAACAAAAUACUGAAUACUGAGUCUUCUUUUUAUUUUUGUUUUGUUUUGAGGAUGAAGAUAUUCAUGAAACUAAAGAGUAUUAGAAUACAAGUAGAGGACUUUCAAUGAACAAUUUUCAAGAAAUGAAAGUGAUAGACUGUGGAUGUACAUUUAUAACAGUAAUAAGAUUAAGUCUUCAUUGUGUUUAACUGUGAAGCAUACAUACUGCAGAUUUUGAAAACAAGUAUUUUUUAUGUUGAAAAUACAUUUUUUAUUAAAGUUGAGAAGUUGUUGAUUUACAUUGUGCAACAAUUAUAUAUAUAUUUGAAAUGGGUUAAUAAGUUACAGUUUAGUUUGUGACUUUAAAAACUAUUGUCUAGCUGUCCUGUACUCCUCCUAUAAAAAUAUUUGACAGCAGUUUUGCAUUUCAUCUUACUUGAUGGUAUCAUUUUUUUUUAAAGGUACAGAGCAGGUAACAUAAAAAUGAUGCUUAAAAAUAAAAUAAGUUCAAAAGUAUUUUUUUUUUUUUUUUUCUUGUCUAUUAAGAAUCAUACAGCUAUUGGUUCCUAUUGCUGAAAAACUGUUGUCUAACUGACCUUUACUGGUUUAUUGCUAAUGUGAUGAGAUGACUAGGAUGUUAAAGCGUAAUGAUCUAGGAACCCUAUUAUUCAGCAUUGCCUCUAGGGAUCUAAUUCUUUAUAUCUCCCUAUGAAAAAUGACUAGGUAAAAAAAAACUGCAUCAAGCCCUGCUACACAGUGUCAGAUGGAUUGUGAAGGUCACAGUGGUUGAGUUGCACUCGUUUAAACACUUUGAGACAGUCUUCACAACUGCUGCACUCUCCUCCGCUGGGACACUGUGAUUAACAGCACAGUCAUAAGGGUACUGCCGUUAAGGAACACCAUCAAUAUAAUAUGUUGCUGUAGCAGCAUAUGGAGUACUUAACCUUCAGGCAUGCUAGUAUCUGCCCACAAUCUACUUACGGUUUCACUCACGGCACCAGUGACAGCAGUGUUUCAUCUUAAGAUUAUUGUGAAAAGUUUAUUGAGACCCAUGUUUAUUAUUUUUUUACAUUCGGUCUUGAUAAUUCCAAGGUUAUACUGAUGUUCCAGUUUCACCCGAUCUCACCUUUUAAAAAUGCAAAACUUACACUUGAAAUGUAAUUCCGUACAUUAUUAAAUGACUUGAAAAUGAUAACAGAAAUUCAGAAAUUUAGGUUAUUUUUGUAAAGCAAUAUUAUUUUGUCAUAGACUCAUUCAGUCCUUAAAUGUUUACUGAAACAGUUCCUCUGAGUAAUGCAAUUGCCACCUACUAUUUACUAUGAAAGCAGUUUAUAAAUAAAAUUAACCGGAAGUGCACCUUGACAGAUGGUGACUGGUUUAUAUUUAAAGCAGUUCGUGGUCAAAGUCAUUGGGGCUUUCCUAGUCCAUGUAAACUUAAAAACACUUAAUUCAUUAAACUAUGAAAUGCAGUUUAAAGUAAACCCUUUUUGCAGAACUAUACUGUGAAAUAUGUAUUUGUAAUAUGACAAUGGUAAAGAGCUAGGGAGCCCAGCCAGUCAUUACAUGACGACAUAUUGCCGGUGCACUGACGUGUAUCACAUGAUGGAAACGCACUAAAAGGUACCUACAUGCAUGCUACAAAAUAUUCUGACAUUGUGAAGUUUGAAAUUCUUACCCUAAAGGCACAGGCUCAUUGGCUCUUAAUCCAGCAUUGCAGUUUAAUUAUACUGAAGAAUGAUCAAGCCCAUUCUGUUUUUAAGAGUGCAGACACCUUUGUGCUAACAAUGAAUCAAUAUACCAGCUGGAUUGGGAAUAAGACCGGUUUUAUUUACAAAAGUUCGGUAAUUAGGUGGUUGCCCUUUUGAAGCAAUAACAUGAAGGACCAAUAUGUAGGUUUUGCUGUA